AAUUACUUCUAGUGAACAGCUGGUGACCUGGUUUGAUUUUCUUCCUUUAAAGCACCUGGAGGACUCCAGUGAGAAUUGGAGUGUGAAAAGUUAGCGGGGGAAAGAAGUCACUGUUUCCAUUCCAUGGAUCCCUUGGGUGCUCCUUCCCAGUUUGUGGAUGUUGACAGUCUGCCAGGCUGGACUGAUGCCUAUGAGGCUAAGCAGCUGGACUCUCACCAAAAUCCUGUUGAAAAAGCUCAAGUUGAUGUUAGAUCACCUUUUCCAUACAGGAAAGACAUCAAUGCAAAAAUAAUUUUAUGGAAAGGAGAUGUAGCAUUACUGAACUGCACAGCCAUAGUGAAUACCAGUAAUGAGUCUCUCACUGAUAAGAAUCCAGUAUCUGAAAGCAUAUUCAUGCAUGCUGGGCCUGACCUAAGGGAUGAACUCCAGAAGCUCAAAGGGUGCAGGACAGGCGAGGCUAAACUCACCAAAGGAUUUAAUUUGGCUGCACGUUUCAUCAUUCACACAGUGGGACCCAAAUACAAAAGUCGGUAUCGCACAGCAGCCGAGAGUUCUCUCUACAGCUGUUACCGCAAUGUCCUGCAGCUUGCGAAGGAACAGGCAAUGUGCUCUGUAGGAUUUUGUGUCAUUAACUCUCUGAAAAGAUGCUACCCCUUGGAGGAUGCAACCCACAUAGCACUGCGCACAGUUAGAAGGUUCCUGGAGAUUCAUGGAGAGACUCUGGAGAAGGUGGUGUUUGCAGUCUCUGAGGUUGAAGAGGCCACUUACCAGAAGUUGCUGCCUCUGUAUUUUCCAAGAUCCUUGGAAGAAGAGAUACAAUCCUUGCCUUACCUCCCUGCAGAUAUUGGCAAUGCAGAAGGGGAGCCUGUAGUACCAGAGCGGCAGAUCAGGAUUACUGAAAAGCCGGGUGUUCCAGAUGAUGCUUCAGAUGAAGAGGGUCUGGAGGCAGAUUUGUCUUUCAUUGGUUCCCAUGCUUUUGCCCGCAUGGAGGGAGAUGUUGAUAAACAGAGACGCCUCAUUCUUCAGGGACAGUUGUCAGAAGCAGCACUGCAAAAACAGCAUCAGAGGAAUUAUAAUCGCUGGCUGUGUCAGGCAAGAGCUGAAGACCUCUCUGAUAUUGCUUCUCUUAAAGCCUUGUAUCAGACAGGUGUAGAUAACUGUGGCCGCACAGUGAUGGUGGUGGUUGGAAGGAAUAUCCCUGUAACAUUGAUAGACAUGGAAAAGGCUCUUCUGUAUUUCAUCCAUGUCAUGGAUCAUAUUGCAGUGAAAGAAUAUGUCCUGGUGUACUUCCAUACGCUCACAAAUGAUUACAAUCAACUAGACUCUAAUUUCUUGAAGAAACUCUAUGAUGUUGUUGAUGCCAAGUACAAGAGGAACUUAAAGGCACUGUAUUUUGUCCACCCAACAUUUCGUUCAAAGGUCUCAGCAUGGUUUUUCACAACCUUUACAGUCUCAGGGCUAAAGGACAAAAUCCACUAUGUGGAAAGCCUUCAGCAGUUAUUCGCAGCCAUACCCCCAGAACAGAUUGAUCUCCCCCCUUUCGUCCUCGAGUAUGAUGCCAGGGAAAAUGGGCCUUACUAUUCUUCUUAUCCUCCAUCCCCUGACUUGUGAUCUGCAGUCCUGCGAUGCUGCUGGUUUCCCAUGGAUCCAAUGACCUGAUGCCUGCCAAAACCUGUGCAUUUGCCCAUGUACAGAAUUCAGAGAGAGGGUUUUCCUCCCCCAGCUCUGGUAUUUUUUUACUGAUGAAAUAUUUUCAAGCACUCAAGCAAUCAGAGAACUUUAUGCCACUGUGAACUGUACAACUAUUUCAAAUAUAUUUAUCCAAUGGAAAAGUUGAUUUAAAGGUCACUAGGUACAUUUUAUUUUGUUCUUUUUUUUUUUUUUAAGCUGUUGCAUUUAUUUCUGAUCAGACUUGCUUUUCUGGGAAAUCCAUCAAAAGCACUCAUCACAGGGUCUCUGUGUUUCAAGUCUGGUUACUUUCCCUUUCUGUUACUGCUAAUUACUUUGGUCUUGACCCAGCAAAAGUAUCUGGAAUUGGGAAUGCCAUGUCUGCAGGCUGAACAAAGCACUACAGCCAAGCCAAGAUUACUGCAAGACUUGGUACCGUAAAUGCUAAGGUGAGCUAGGAGCCUUGAAAAAGUCACUGUCAGUUAUCAUUGGAUGAUGUGACAUGUCAGGAUGCCACUACCCUCCCAGUAAGAAUAAAAUUGAAAAGCAUUUGCGGUUUCUUUUCUCUAACUAUAGUUGUUUAUGUUCUCCUUUGACGUGGCCAGAUGUGUUUGUACGAUAAAUGAAUGCCAUCUGCCUGAAGUACGUGUGGAGGGGAGGGGGAAAUGGUGACUCCAACCCCAACCUCUGGUAGCAGAGAUUGUUUCUUAGAGAUAUCUGCAUCCCUUUUAUUUCCUGUUACGCUGACACUCACUGAUUUUUUGACAGACACAAUACAUGUAAGAGAGCUCAGCCACAGAGUACUUAUGGAACUGGAGGUGAAGUUUUUCAUCCUGCUGGUGGAAAGCUAAGAGAGGAGGGAGAAGGCUCCCAUGUAAAACAUAACCAGGGAUGGCAAUCCUAAAUACAGGAGGAUGGAAUCCCUGGUAGGAAGAAUGUCACAACAGUACUGAGUAUGAAAAUGAUGAUACGAUUUUCAUGUUUUCACUCUAGCUGCUUUCCUGCCCUGACUUGCAUCUGCUACUCUCUCUUUACCAAGCUUCAGUCUUCUUCUGUUCUGCCACUUCUGCAAUAACUACCUUUUUCAAGCAUAAGCAAAAGUCAUCAUGAGAUUGUCCUAGAAGGUGGUUACUCACCCCCAUUGACUUGAUUGGAAAUAGAUCUCUCUUCUGUGUAAAGAUACUGUGAACUUUUGAGAUAAACAGGAAAAAAGUCCUCCCUUGGCCAUGGUCAUCUAAUUACACGUCAACAGAAUUUGUGUUGCAGUCUGAGAGUUUGUGCUUUUGGAAAUUCAGAGUGCAGUGAAGGAUGGGCUGUACUGAAUUUCCUUUCUUUCCUACCUUGGCCUCCUGGCUUAAUGUUGUGUUUAUACUCCACAUAUCCUCAGCAUGUUGGUAUGUCAGUUACAGAUUAAGAUAAUCACUUGGCUGGGGUUUAACAGUGAUGGUUAUACAACAUCUAAAAAGCAAGUGGUUUUGCUUUUUAAGUGUCCCCCAGGGUCCUUAUGUGAUUCCAUUAUUAGAUGUGAGGUGCUGCUAAAAGCUGGAAACUGUAGCACAGAGAAAACCACCUUGCUGCUUGUAUUUGGGAAUGUUGCACCUUAUGGUCGUUCACAUGUGAUUCUUUCAGCCCCUUUCUGGUGUUUUUUGAGGGAAGGAAAUAGCUGCUCUGCACAGACUGCUGCUACCACGUGUCCCUACCUCCUCUUUUCACGUAGCUGUUUACAGCUGCCCUUGUCUAGUGACUUUUAUAGCCAGCAAUGAAUUUUCCAUGCUUCUCUAAUGAUUUGUAUAGCUUUCCACCCCCAGUAACCAUCUGCUGUUUUUCACACCCAUGGCAUUUUCAGUGGGGCUGUUGCAGAAUAGCCAGCAUCCACUUAACAGGAAAAUUAAAGGUGAUUCAGAGCGUAUUGCGAAAAACGAACUCUCAGCUUCACAGUUUUUAGAUGGUUUCUGUCCCUUUACCUUACAGAUGGCUCAGAGUCAUAAAACCUAAACAGUGCUUCUUAGGACUCAGUCUGCACGUUUUUCAAACGCUGGUCCAGUCAUUUUAAGAAAUGACUUGGCUCAGUCGAGUGCGAAUCUGCCUCCAGAGCAUUUGCAAAGCAAAAAGGAGAUCUUGGCACUUUGCAUCUUAUUGUGUGUAUUUUUCCCUUGAAAGACUUUCCUUUAAUUUUUUUUUUUUUACCCAAGUCUCAGUGGCAAGACAGACCUGCAUUGUGCUGCAAAAAUCCUGCAUUUUCCAGUGAGUCUGGAAUUGUGGCGAUUUACCAAUUUUUUUUUUUA
Molecule: messenger RNA, 3953 nt
Organism: Egretta garzetta (little egret)
Lineage: Eukaryota; Metazoa; Chordata; Aves; Pelecaniformes; Ardeidae
Gene: GDAP2
Product: ganglioside induced differentiation associated protein 2
Exons: 13
Coding region: 124-1611 (495 amino acids)
Source: RefSeq, a predicted model, not a curated record